AUGCCAAAACCCAAGAUAACUCAGGAGGACAAUACCCUGGAGAGAAAGUUCAAUGCUGAGAGAGAUGAGCUACUGAGACGUAUUUGGGAACUAGAAUCCCACGACAUGAAAAGCAUUAAGAAUCAUGCAGUGAAUGUGAUCCUGGAUCCUGACACAGCACAUCCCAAUCUCAUCCUGUCUGCUGAUGGGAAACAAGUGAAGACUGGAGACACACGACAGAAUCUCCCAGACACUCCAAAGAGGUCUAAUCAGGUUGUAAAUGUGUUGGGAAGAAAGGGGUUCUCCUCUGGCAAAUUCUAUUUUGAGGUCCUGGUCAAGGGGAAGACUCGGUGGACUAUAGGAGUGGCAAAGGAGUCCAUUAACAGGAAGGGUGUGAUAUACCUGAGUCCUGAAGAUGGAUUCUGGACAAUAUUGAUGAAAAAUGGGACUUAUGUAGCUCCAAUUGGAUACGCACUUCCCCUCUCCCUGAAGUGGAAGCUCCAAAGGGUGGGGGUGUUUGUGGACUAUGAUGCAGGUCUGGUCUCCUUUUAUGAUGCAGAUUGCUGGAAUCAUAUCUACUCAUUUACCAAUGCCUCCUUCACUGAGAAAAUCUAUCCAUACUUCAACCCCGGUGUCAGUUAUGGAGGUCAAAAUUCAGCUCCUCUUGUAAUCUUGCCAGUCUAUCCUAUCGACUAG
Messenger RNA from Engraulis encrasicolus (European anchovy), 675 nucleotides. RefSeq names its product E3 ubiquitin-protein ligase TRIM39-like. Bases 1 to 675 code for a protein of 224 amino acids. The transcript has 4 exons. Gene Ontology annotation, biological process: protein ubiquitination. The record is from RefSeq and is a predicted model, not a curated record. Gene Ontology annotation, molecular function: protein binding; ubiquitin protein ligase activity. NCBI's taxonomy places the organism in Eukaryota, Metazoa, Chordata, Actinopteri, Clupeiformes, Engraulidae. Gene Ontology annotation, cellular component: cytoplasm.